AUGGCGUCUAACCCUCCAUCUACUUGCUGCACCAUUGGGGUCAAGCAUGAAGGCACGCCCACAGGCACCUCCAUCAAAAUCGGCUCUAUCGACGCCUAUGAAGCCCCCGCCACAGGCAAGACCGUUCACGCCGACACGGCGAUCCUCUUCCUGCCCGACGUGAUCGGCAUCUGGCAGAACUCGCAACUCAUGGCCGACCAAUUCGCCGCUAAUGGUUAUUACACGGUCAUCCCGGACUUGUUUAACGGCGAUCCGUUGAGCCUGAACCGACCAGCUGACUUUGAUUUCACGGGUUGGCUGACCAAGGGGACGGGGGGGAAUAAUCCGCAUACGUGGGAGGCGGUGGACCCGAUUGUGAGGAACAGCAUUGCGUUCUUGAAGGAGAAGGGUUUCAAGAGGAUUGGCGCUGUGGGGUACUGUUUUGGUGCCAAAUACGUCAUCCGCUUCAUGCCAACCGGCAAGGGUAUCGACGUUGGCUUCGUCGCACACCCCUCUUUCGUCGAGGAGUCCGAGCUCUCGGCCAUCAAGGGCCCGCUGUCUAUCGCAGCCGCGGAAACCGACCAGAUCUUCCCAACGGAGAAGCGCCACCGCUCCGAGGAGCUCCUCAUCGAGACGAAGCAGCCGUACCAGCUCAAUUUGUUCAGCGGGGUCGUGCACGGCUUCUCCGUGCGGUGCGAUCCAAGCAAGAAGCAGGAACGGUUUGCGAAGGAGCAGGCGUUCUUGCAGGCAGUUACUUGGUUCGAUGAGUAUCUGCUUUGA
This is a messenger RNA of Drepanopeziza brunnea f. sp. 'multigermtubi' MB_m1, 759 nucleotides long. RefSeq lists its product as uncharacterized. Lineage: Eukaryota; Fungi; Ascomycota; Leotiomycetes; Helotiales; Drepanopezizaceae. The record is from RefSeq and is a predicted model, not a curated record. Gene Ontology annotation, molecular function: hydrolase activity.